This is a messenger RNA of Chara braunii, 3541 nucleotides long. The record is from the annotation of a GenBank genome assembly. Lineage: Eukaryota; Viridiplantae; Streptophyta; Charophyceae; Charales; Characeae.
GUGGAUUUUAGAGAAUAUUUAUAAAAGGGUUUGCGACGAAGACGGAGCAUCUGCGAAAGCUCGUGCGCCAAGGACAAGAUUGGGAGUGGGGAGAUAGACAGGAGUCUGUGAUAAAGGAUCUGAAGAAGGAGUUUGAAGAAGGAGGACUGGUAUUGGGAGUACCAGACCAUGSGGCUGUUAUGACCAGRCYYUUUAUCAUAGAGACARAUGCAGGACCGRCCGCUUUGGGAGGAGUUUUGAUCCAGAAAGACCUCAAUGGAGAGGAGCGACCGCUAAGAUUCGAGAGUCGAACGCUUAAUACGGCUGAGAGAAACUACUCUCAGUUCAAGCGCGAAACCUUGGCAGUCCUCCACUGCUUGAGAAUUUUCAGAAACUACCUCUUUGGCAACAGGUUCGUGUUGAGGGUGGACCCAACCGCUCUAGCUGGUUUGCUGAAGAACUACGCUCCCUCAGAUCCAACCAUUGCCAGAUGGUUGACGUACAUCUGGAUGUUUGAUUUUGAGCUGGAGCGGAUUCCAGGGAACAAAAAUAGGGCGGAUGGGUUGAGUCGAGUCGACUGGGGCAAGAACAGCGAAGGAGUGAUCGAGGAUACUACCCCAGUCGACAGGUUUUUGGAGAAUGAGGAGGAUGUGAGACUUCAUAUCAACUCUUGGUCUUUGGCGGUAGGUAACUACAUUACUCCUGGACGGCAGGUGUGGAUGACACCUCCAGGGUAUGCAUGCUUGCCAAACUUAGUCCUUAAACCCUAUGUGGAGGAGGACUCAUGGGGGAUGCCGGAUGUGCAGUGGAUGAUGGAUCUGGCCUUGGCAGACAAACACCAGUUGGGUGAGGACCUGAUCACGAUGGAGGAUGAAACCCGACAUGUGGAGGAUCAUGAAAGGUCUAUAGGAGGGGUUUACCUCCUGGCCAAUGCCUUGUUGCAGGAGGAAGUGACCAGAAACGCUGGGCAGGAUCAGGAAAGGGGCAAGAAUGUGAUCUAUGAGAGGGAGGACGAUGAUUUCGAAGAAGGCGAGAUUAAGGAGGCUUUUCGAGCAGAAGAGUAUGAUGGGGUUUAUCUUGAACUCGGAAUGCUUCUUUCGUGCGAAAGGAGAGAAAGAGAUGCCAGCGAGAAAGUCUUGAAGAUGAGACCGAGCUUUCUUGUAAGGGAUGGGCACCUGUUCAUGAAGAGCAAGGGGAGGAAUCCCAGGAAGGUAGUUUGUGGCAUCGCUCGUCAGAUCGAUGUCAUGGCCGCCCUGCACGACGGCACAGCUGGAGGGUACAGGAGUACUGACACAACGCAUGCAACGUUCCCUAUCGAGAGCUUCCUGAAGACAUGGAGGCGGCAGGACCUCGAGUCAGAGUUGACGUUCGAGGAACUGCUCGAUUUAAGGGCRCGUMAGAUUGGAGCCAUAGAGGAUAGGAUUGAAGGAGCGGCGAGUAAGGUGGCAUAUAACCGGGCACAGGAUAAGUUCAGGUGGGACAAGAUGGCAAGAGUGAGGAAGGAGCCACUCAAGGUGGGAGACACGGUGCUGUUGUACGACUCAUCCCUGGAGAAACAAUGGUCACGGAAGUUCGAUAAGCGGUGGUUGGGACCGUACAAGGUGGCAAGAGUUGGAGAGCAUGGCGCGUACCAGAUUGAGGAGAUAGAUGGAACAGCCUGGAGAGAUUGGGUGUCAGGCUCGAGACUGAAGAAGUUUGUUGCUCGAGAUGAGAUGGAUAGGCUUGACACCACUUUGGCGCAGCCAUGCCAAGCGGGAAGAGAGGGGCAGGGCCAGUGGAACCCCCUCAGGGGACAGCCAGACAGAGUGCAGACAUGGGCCAUAAGAGAAGACAUGCCACCCAUCUUCACAGGAGGGAACGUCGAACUAUUUCUGAUCGAGUUCCAACGGCACGCGAGCGAGUUUGGAUGGGAUGGAGUGAGGAUGUUGCAAAAGGGCGAAUGGGCUGAGCCCAUUGCCAAGUACGUGCGGGAGUCAGCGACCUGGACGGAGUUCGAGAGGAGAAUGGAGGGACUACACCCAUCACUCGUGGGGAGAGAUGGAGUACCGAUCCGAUUUGAUGGGAUGAACGUGGAUGAGUUCCUGUGGGCAUACGAGCGUUUUGCAGAUAAGCAAAACAUCGCACCAGAGGGAAGGAUGACAGGAUUCAUCCAGUUCGUAAGGAGGUCCAUCAGACAGUUUGUCAAGAGCGUUGUGGAGAGGGCUGUGCACUGGGGGGAUUGCAGGCGAUUGUUGAGGGGCUACUACACUCCAGCGCGCCAGGCAGAGGAAAGGAGGAGUCUAGAAAGGAAAAGGAAGGAACCAGAGGCUGAGGGUAGAAGGACCUUCGAGAGAGGUGCCUCGUCCAGAUCUCAGGAGGGUGAGAGGAGAAGGGAGCAUGCCACCCGCAGGAUGGAGAGAAGUGGGGAGCUGCCAGCUGAGAGGAGUCAAAGGAGGAAAGAGUCAGAGGUGCCUGAGGCUCCUCCUCAGUCUAUUCAGAGGCCAAAGGAUCAGUCUAUGGCAGAAGUAAGACAGGAGGCACCUCGUGAGCUGACAGAACAGAGGAUGGAUGAGGACCAGGAUGAGAGAGAAAAGGAGUUGGACAGACAAGAAAGGGCCGCUAGAGAACGGGAGAUCAGAGCAGAAGUCAGGAGGAAGAACCUAGAGGAACUCCACAGGAGAGUGGAGCAAGGACAGCGGCCGGUGGACUUUAAGGACAAAAAGGGAAAGAGUGUAAGCAGCCAGYAKGAAGAAGWCCCUCCUCUACUCUCUGAAGCGUGGRAAAACUUUGAUAGGUUGAUGGGAGCUGCGAGAGGACCAGAGGGACCUCAGCAAGAGAUGGGGGUGAAGUUGGUCUUCGCAGACUUGCUCACGUUGAAGGGAGUAAUGAAGGAAGGAUUUGCAGCCGCACGAGCAUCCGAUCAGAAGAUUGGAGAGAGGUUGACCAAGGUGGCUCAGAAGGCCUAUGGUCAGAGGGUGAACCAGACCCUCGACAAGGUCAACGAGGCUAUGAGGGCCUACCUGCAGGCUCAACAGGCUUCCUUCCAGGCAAAGGAGGUAAAGUGGGAGAAGAGAAUUAAGGAGCUGGAAGCGAAGCUCGAGCAGAGGGCUCCCACAACUUUGGUGGAUUGGACUGAGGUCCAAGGAUUUGAAAUGAAGAAGCCACCUGCAGAGGAAGCCUUCAAAAGUCAGAAGGAGGAAGAAAAGGCUGAUCUACAGGAAGGAGAAGAUGUGCCACUGUUAGACAAAGAGAUGUUACAGCCUCAGGAGGUGCACGUGGAAGAGAAAGCCAAGAGUGAGGAGUCUGAAUGGCAGAUGCCUUCCACCUUGGCACUCCAGCAGGCUCGCGAGGGACAGAAUGUGACACAGCAGGCAGAGAUGGAGAGAGAUGAGGGGGCACUGCCUGUCAAUCAGAUGGUUGCUGAGGGGCAGAUGGUCCAGGGGAGCGAGGUUGAGGCUGAGCAGAGAGUAGGCCAGGAGACUUGUCAAGAGUCUACCACGCCUUAGGAUAUGCCCUUGGCAGUAGGCUUGGAGGCGGCGUUGGGCUCAUGGGCCACAGGGUCUGGUUCAGCAGUUCGAGCGAG